AUGUAUUCUCUUGUUUUUCUUCUCUCCCAUCUUUCUUCUUUCUUUUUCUCGUUGUUUUCUUUCUUUUUCUCCUUUUUCUUUCUUGUUGUUUUCUUUCUUUCUCUUUUAUUUUUGUUUUCUUUCUCUCCCAGUUUUCUUCUUGCUGUUUCUCUUUUUUCUUUCUCUUUGUUUUCUUUCUUUUUUCCUUUCUUUUAUCUUUUUUUGUUUUCUUUCAUUUUCUCUUUUAUUUUCUUUGUCUUCUACUUUUCUUUUUUCUUUUCAUUCCAGUUUUUUUCUUUCUUUUUCACUUUUCGUUUCAUCCUCUUUUUGUUGUCUUUCUUUUUCCUUUUUGUUAUGUUUUCUUUCUCUUUUUCUUCUCUCCCGGCUUUCUUCUUUCUUUUCUUCUUUCUCAUUGUUUUCUUUCUUUCUCUUUUAGUUUUCUCCAUUCUUUUUUUCAUUAUUUUAUCUUUCUCAUUAUUUUCUUUUUCUCUUUUUCUCUUUUUCUUUCCCAUUGUUUUCUUUCUUUUUACUUUUUGUUUUGUAUCUCUGAGUUUUCUCCUCUGUUUCUCUCUUUGUCUUUUUCUUUCUCUUCUAGUUUUUCUUUUCGUUGCUUCUUUUUCACUUCUUUCUUUUUCCCAGUUAUUUUCUUUUUCUUUGUGUUUCAUUCUUCUCCCCAUUAUUUUUUCUGUUUUCCUUUUCUUUUUUGCCUCUUUCAUUUGUUUUCUCUUUUUACUUCUUUUAUUAUCCCUUUUAUUCUCUUUUUCUGUUUUCUUUUUCCUUUUAUUUUCUUUCUUUUAUAAAGUUUUCUUUUUCUGUCUUUUCUACUUUUCCGUCUUUCUUUAUUCUUUUUGUUUUCUUUCUCUUAUUUUUUCUCUUUUUUUCUAUUUUGUUUUUUUCUCUUUGUUGUCUUCUUUCUUUUCAUUUUUGUUUUCUCUUUGUUGUCUUCUUCCCUUGUUUUUUUUCUCUUUAUAUUUCUUUGCUUUUCCUUUAUUUUCUCUUUGUUUUCUUUUCUUUCUAUUUAUUUUUGUCUUCUUCCUCUCUUGUUUACCUUCUCUUUGUUGUCUUCUUUUCCUCUUUAUCUUCCUUUUCUCUUUCUCUUUGUUGUUUUCUUUCUUUUUCCCUUUAGUUUUCUUUUUGUUUUGUUUCUUCUUUUUCACUAGUUUACCCUCUCUUUCCUUUCUUCUUUCUCCUCUUUUUUUUUUUUCAUUUUGUUGUCUUCUUUAUUUUUCCAUUUGUUUAGUUUCUCAUUCUUUUCCUCUUUUCUCUCUGUUUUUUUUCUUUUCUUUUUCCAUUUCAUUCUCUUUGUUGCCUUCUUUCUUUUUCCCUUUUGUUUUCUUUCUCUUCUAG
Acanthosepion pharaonis is the source of this 1326-nucleotide messenger RNA. Lineage: Eukaryota; Metazoa; Mollusca; Cephalopoda; Sepiida; Sepiidae. The record is from the annotation of a GenBank genome assembly.